ACUUUCCUGAUGGAGACAUGCAAACACAGCUACAAGCCUGGAAUGUCCUGUGAGGGUAAGAAUAGCCUCACAGAGAGACGACUCCUGCUCAAGGCCCUGCAGUUGUCAGGAGUGUCUCAUUGGCAAACAGCUUAGAGCCGGAUCAGUGUGGAGACAGGAGACCUGACCUCCCAGGCCUAGGAGCACAUCUUUCUUUCCACAGCGUGGUGCCCACCUUGAAGUCUGAUGUAGAAAAAAAACUAUUGAUUUUUUUUAAUAUCCUUGGAGUACACAGACCUCUCAACCCUCCAGCAGCCCAGGCCCGUGGCUGUCUGCAAGCAUGGAGAACUUGGACUUGGUGGGGUUCCUCAUUAUCACCUUAAACUGCAACAUGACCAUUGUGGGCAUGCUCUGGCUGGUCGUGGCGGUCCUGCUGCGGAUGCUGGUGGUGGUCUUGGCAGGAUCCCCUAUCUACCAGGACGAACAGGAGAGGUUUGUUUGCAAUACCCUGCAGCCAGGAUGUGCCAACGUUUGCUACGACUUCUUCUCCCCAGUGUCGCCACUGCGGUUCUGGCUGGUGCAAAGCCUGGCGCUGCUCUUGCCUUCGGUGGUCUUUGGAGCCUAUGCCCUGCAUCGGGGCGCGAAGCUGGCUGCAGAGGGAGCCUGCAGACCACAGGUGCCUGACCUGUCCUCUGCCUACCUGGUGCACCUGCUGCUGCGCACACUGUUGGAGGCCGGGCUGGCCUCCCUGCACUACUGGCUCUUUGGCUUCUCUGUGCCCAACCGAGUUUCUUGCUCGCGCGUGCCCUGCUCAGGGGCUGUGGACUGCUACGUGUCGCGGCCCACGGAGAAGUCCCUUCUGAUGCUGUUCGUGUGGGCCGUGAGCGCGCUAUCCUUCCUGCUCAGUUUGGCCGACCUAGUUUGCAGCCUGCGGAGGACACGGGGGACCACGCAGCGGGUGAAGGGCGAGGCCAGACAAGUCUGCGAAGUCCCCACACUCCCCCCUGGUCUCUUACAGGGCCCUCAGGGCUGUCAUAGUCAGGGUCAGGUGGACCGUGAAGGCGGGCAGGAGGAGCAGGGUGUGCCUGAGUUGCCCAGCUUGUGGACAGCAGGGCAGGGCAGCAACAGCCAAGCUGGUCAGGCCAGUGUGUUAGGGCGGGCCGAGCAUUCAGACCAAGAUGAUAGCGAGGCUGCUUCCUCAGCUGGCGACAGGUUGGCGGUGGCUCACACAGAGCAUUUCAGAUCCCACAGAGAGACUUCUCCGGAUCUGGGAGUCAAAAGCACCCGGUCAAGUGAGCUCCCCUUGGCCACCCAGAGCCACUUGGCCAGAGCCUGUUCAACAAGCCAGCCUCAUGCUCCUGGUUGGCUAGCUACCUCGGGCAGCGCCCCCCACCUGAGAACCAAAAAGUCCGAAUGGGUGUGAAGACAGUCAUGCAGAGCCCACAAACCCUUUCUCCAACACCUCACUGCCCUCUGCAUUGUGACAGGCAGGACGGUGCAGAGGUCCCUUCAUCUCAUAUUUGAUGAGACUGUUUUAGGUUUAACUAGAGAUUUGAUCUCCUUGGUGUAGAGUCCAUGGAAAAUUACACAACACUAUUCUAGGAACCCGAGGUGAAGAUGCCCCUGCUAACUCGCCUUCUGUUAAUCUGCCUGCUUGUGCAGACCUCCCCCUACACCUACCCACUUAUAGUAGCUUUUAUUAAACUGCCUAGUUAAGCAAAACCUCCCUCUGCAGCUGCACAGCAAAAUACCAAGAUUCCGUUUUUGCCUUUAAAAACUUCUUGCCCUAAAAACUCAGUGCUACACUUGGGUCCCAAAUACCUGCGUAGUCUCAGCCGGCUGUAAUAAAGACUUUA
Molecule: messenger RNA, 1835 nt
Organism: Mesocricetus auratus (golden hamster)
Lineage: Eukaryota; Metazoa; Chordata; Mammalia; Rodentia; Cricetidae
Gene: Gjd4
Product: gap junction protein delta 4
Exons: 2
Coding region: 320-1402 (360 amino acids)
Biological process (GO): cell communication
Cellular component (GO): connexin complex
Source: RefSeq, a predicted model, not a curated record